Messenger RNA from Grus americana (Whooping crane), 5627 nucleotides. RefSeq names its product SH3 and multiple ankyrin repeat domains 1 (gene SHANK1). Gene Ontology annotation, cellular component: dendritic spine; postsynaptic membrane; postsynaptic density. Gene Ontology annotation, molecular function: ionotropic glutamate receptor binding; synaptic receptor adaptor activity. Lineage: Eukaryota; Metazoa; Chordata; Aves; Gruiformes; Gruidae. The record is from RefSeq and is a predicted model, not a curated record.
AUGCCGCGGACGCCGGCCUCCAGCGAGGAGGAGGAGGGUCGGGGUUCCGAGUACCCCGAGGGCGACUCGGAUUCGGGGAGCUCCCGCGAGGGUCCCCCCGGUUCCAAUCCCGGCCCCCCCCGUGCCCGAGGGCCCCCCCGCCCCCCCCCGGCUCCCGACGACGCCCACUUCAGCAUGAUGGUGUUCCGCAUCGGCAUCCCCGACCUGCACCAGACGAAGUGCCUCCGCUUCGACCCGGGCGCGGCGGUGUGGGCGGCGAAGCAGCAGCUGCUGUGCGCGCUGACCGAGGGGCUCCACGACGGGCUCAACUACGGGCUCUUCCAGCCCGCCGCCGCCGGCCGCGACGCCAAGUUCCUGGACGAGGAGCGGCCCCUGCGCGACUACCCGCAGAGCUUCGAGCAGGGCGUGCCCUACCUGGAGUUCCGCUACAAGACGCGGGUGUACAAACAGACCAACCUGGACGAGAAGCAGCUGGCCAAGCUGCACACCAAGACGGGGCUGCGGAAGUUCCUGGACUACGUGCAGCACGGCUCGGCAGAGAAGGUCGCCCGGCUGCUGGACCGUGGCCUUGACCCCAACUACCACGACUCCGACUCGGGGGAGACGCCCCUGACGCUGGCGGCGCAGCGGGAGGGCCCGGGGGAGGUGGAGAUCAUCCGCCUGCUCUGCCUGGGGGGCGCCCACCUCGACUUCCGCGCCCGCGACGGGGCCACCGCGCUGCACCGCGCCGUCUGCACCCGCCGCUACCCCGCCCUGCUGGCGCUGCUGGACCUGGGGGGGUCCCCGAACUACAAGGACCGGCGGGGGCUGACGCCCCUGUACCACACGGCCAUGGUGGGGGGCGACCCCCGGUGCUGCGAGCUGCUGCUGGCCCAUCGCGCCCACAUCGGCACCGUGGACGAGAACGGCUGGCAGGAGAUCCACCAGGCGUGCCAGCACGGCCACUCGCAGCACCUCGAGCACCUCCUGUUCUACGGGGCCGAGGCGGCGGCACAGAACGCGUCGGGGAACACGGCCCUGCACAUCUGCGCGCUCUACAACAAGGAGAGCUGCGCCCGCAUCCUGCUCUACCGCGGGGCCAACAAGGAGGUGAAGAACAACAGCGGGCAGACUCCCUUCCAGGUCGCCGUCAUCGCUGGGAACUUCGAGCUGGGGGAGCUGAUCAAGAACCACCGGGACUCGGACGUGGUUCCGUUCCAGGAGAGCCCCCAGUUUGCGGGGCGCCGUCGGGAGGGGGUACGGGGGCUCCCCCUGCCCCCCCAGCGCCUGCUGCGCGCCAACAGCGACACGGGGGGCGCCCUGCCCGAGUGGGUGCUGCGCGGCCCCCCCGGCGCCCCCCCCGCCCCCCGCCCCCCCUCGGGCACCCUGCGCAGCGCCAGCAGCCCCCGCGGCGCCCGCGCCCGCUCCCCUUCCCGAGGGCGGCACCCCGAGGAACCCCGACGGCAGCCGCGGGGGAGACCCAGCUCCAGCGGGCUGGGCCGGGAGCCGGGGGCCGGGGGCACCCUGAGCACCCGCGGGGUGAAGCGGAAGCUCUACUCGGCCGUGCCCGGCCGCACCUUCCUGGCCGUCAGACCCUACCAGGCCCAGGGCGAGGGCGAGCUCUCCCUCAGCAAGGGCGAGCGCAUCAAGGUGCUGAGCGUGGGCGAGGGGGGGUUCUGGGAGGGCCAAGCCCGCGGCCGCGUCGGCUGGUUCCCCUCCGACUGCGUGGAAGAGGUGCCCAGCCGCACCCCCGAGGGCAAGACGGAGAGCCGCAGCGACAAGGCCAAGCGUCUCUUCCGCCAUUACACCGUCGGCUCCUACGACAGCUUCGACGCCCCCAGUGAUUACAUCAUCAAGGAGAAGACGGUUUUGCUGCAGAAAAAGGACAACGAGGGGUUCGGCUUCGUGCUGCGGGGGGCCAAGGCACAGACCCCCAUCGAGGAGUUCACCCCCACCCCGGCCUUCCCGGCCCUGCAGUACCUGGAGUCGGUGGACGAGGGCGGCGUCGCCUGGAGAGCCGGGCUGCGCAUGGGGGACUUCCUCAUCGAGGUGAACGGGCAGAACGUGGUCAAGGUCGGGCACCGCCAGGUCGUUAACAUGAUCCGCCAGGGCGGGAACAGCCUCGUGGUCAAGGUCGUCAUGGUGACGCGGCACCCCGAGGCCCCCGAGGGACCCCGGCGCCGCGCGGCCCCCCCGCAGCCGCGUCGCCUCCCAGCCCCCGCCAUUUCCCUGCGCUCCAAGUCCAUGACGUCAGAGCUGGAGGAGAUGGUCUCUCCCUGGAAGAAGCGGAGUGAGUACGACCCUUCGGCCACCGAGAAGAAGAGGACGGUCUAUCAGAUGGCGCUGAACAAACUGGACGAGAUCCUGGCCGCCGCCCAGCAGAGCAUCAGCGCGGGGGAGGGGCCGGGCCCCCCCCUGCCCCCCCUGGGCAAAACCCGGCCCAAGGGCUUCUUCGGGCCCGAGGCCCCCUUCGAGGGUCACCGCAUGGGGCCGGGGGGCUUCGACCGGCCCUUCCUGCCCCCCGGGCCCCCCCACGGCCUGAUGCUGCGCCAGAAAUCCAUCGGUGCCCCCGAGGAGGACAAACCCUUCCUGGCCCCCCCCAGCGGAAAAUUCAGCCGCAGCCUCUCGGUGCCGGGAUCGGACGACAUCCCCCCUCCCCCCACCACCUCCCCCCCCGAACCCCCUUACAGCACCCCUCCCCCACCCCCUUUAGGUGCCGUCACCCCUCGGGGAGCGGGAAGCGGGGGGGGGGCAGCGGCGGGGGGGGGCCCUUGGCGUUUUUACAAUUUAACCGGCCGAGCCGCCGGCGGGGGGGGAGCUGGGGGGGGUCCCCCAAAACCCCUGCGCCGCAAAGGGCCUUUGGUGAAGCAAACCAAGGUGGAAAAGGGGCGGGGGGGGCGGGGGGGGGGGGUGUGGGGGGGGGGGGGGGGUGGGGGGGGGGACAAAAGCUCCAUCGCCAUCCCCACCAUCGUGGUCAAAGCCCCCUCCACCAGCAGCAGCGGGCGCAGCAGCCGGGGCAGCAGCGUAGAGGCGGAUGGGGGGGUUGGGGGCCCCCCCGAAGGUCCCCAAAUUUCAGGAGGGGUGGGAGGAGGAGGAGAGGAGGAGGAGGAGGGGGGGGGUUCAUCUCCCAUCCUCCCCCCGCCGCCGGCUCACCCCGCUCCCCCCGCUUUAGAUUUCACUUCGCAAUUCGGGGCGGCUUUGGUGGGGGCAGCGAGGAGGGAAUGGGGGGGCUCGGGGGGGGGGGAUGCCAGGCGUCGCUCCGCGCUCUUCCUCUCCACCGAGGAAGAGGAGGAAGGAAGCGGGGGGGUCACGCACCCCUCUCCGCGCCUCCGCCAUUCCAAAAGCAUCGACGAGGGGAUGUUCGCCGGCGACGUUUUCCCGCCGCGGGGGUACAGGGGGGGCAAAAACGCGGGGGGAGGAGGGGGGGGAGGCAGCGCCUUCAGCAGCGUGGCCGCCCCCGCGCACGCCGGCACGGCGCCCGUGCACGCCUCCGCUUCCUCCUUGCACGCUUCCGCUUCGCCCUUGCACGCCUCCGCCUCCUCCUUGCACGCCUCCGCCUUGCACGCCUCCGCCUUGCACGCCUCCUCCUUGCACGCCUCCGCCUUGCACGCCUCCGCUUCGCCCUUGCACGCCUCUGCCUCGUCGCCUUUGCACCCUUCCGCUUCCUCCUUGCACGCCUCCGCCUCGCACGCCGCCGCGGCUCACGCCGUGCCCUUACGGCCCGGUUCGGGUUCCUCGACGGGUUGCAAAGGGUUGGCGGUUUUGCAAACCGCGCCCGCGUCGUCGCAACCGAGCGGGGGGCCCUUGGCGACGUUGCACGGCGGUUUGACGCCUUUGCAAACGCCGGGGCCGAGCGCGGCGACGUUGCAAGGCGGUUUGGUUCCUUUAGCGACGGGAUCGACGCCGUUGCAAUCGGCGAACCUGGCCGCGUUGCAAUCCGGCCUCGCGCCGUUGCAAACGGGGUUGGGGGUUUUGCAACCCGGAGGAGGAGGAGGAGGAGGAGGAGGAGGUGGUGGUGGUGGUGGAGCGGCGACGGUUUUGCAACCGGGCAUGGCGGCGGCGUUGCAAUCGAGCUUGGCGGCGUUGCAACCCGCCGCUUCGUCUUUGCAACCGGGGGUCUCCUCGUUGCAAACCGGGGGGGUUUCGUUGCAAACCGGGGUCUCCUCGUUGCAAGCCGGGGGGGUCUCCCCGUUACAAGCCGGCAUGGCUUCGUUGCAAUCCGGGCCCGGGGGGGCUUUACAAUUAGGGGGUCCCCCCCCGCUUCAACCCCCCCUGACGCCUUUGCAACCCGGUACGGCCACGUUGCAAAAAACCCCGCUUUCCGCUCCCCACCCCAAAAUUCCCCCCCCGGGCAGCCCCCGUCGUACAAGUCGCCCCCAGUCGCCGGCGGAACCUUGGGUGCCCCCGCCUCCCCCUCCUUCCUCGUCCUCCUCAUCCUCGGAAGCUCGCUUGGAGCUGCGGGUGCGUUUCGCCGAAGCGGGGGGGUUGUUGGCGUUACCCCCCCCCGCCCCCUCGGUGGACGGGGACGAGGAGCUGCUGCUGGCCGAACCCCUGCCCCCCCCCCUUGGAAUUCGCCAACAGUUUCGAGGGGCCGGAGGGUCCCCCCGUGGGCGAUUCCACGGCUUCCAGCCUGACGUCCUACGACAGCGAGGUGGCCACCCUCACCCAAGGGACCCCCGAAAAUCGUCGAGGGGUCGGGGGGGUCGGGGGCGUCCCCGAAGGACCCGAAGUCGUCACCGAUUCGGGGAUCGAAGAGGUGGACAGUCGCAGCAGCAGCGAUCACCCCCCCGAAGGGGGAGAGGGACCCCCACCCUACGCACCCUUGGGAGACGCGGGGAACGAGCGCGAGCACGGGGACGCGGGGGACCCCGGGGGGGCAACGGCCGGAGGACGGAGAUUUGGGACGAAGCCGGACGCGGCGGUGGGGGCAUCGCCUGGCCCCGGCCCGGGGUGGAGGGACCCUUCGGGACCCCCGGGAGACACAGGCUCCCCGACGCCGCCGCUCCCCCCGCCCCCCCCUCCAAGCCCCCCGUUUCUCCCGCCCUUUUCCCCCACUGGCCUCCUCCCAAAUCUCCUUUGGGGGGUUCCGGGGGGGACCUGGACGUUCGCCCCCCGCUACGCCGCGCCCCCAGCCCCGCCACCCUGCCCAGCGAACGUCGCGCCAGCCCCGCGCCCCGCCCGGCCUCCUUGCCCACCCUCCCCGCCGCUCCGCUUUACGCCGGAUUUUUGGACCUUCGCGGGGGUCCCUCCGCUUUCGGGGACCUUCCGACCGCUCGUUCUUUAUCGCCCACCCGUCCCCCGCCGCCGGACAAACCUUUCGGUGCCAAACCUUUGGCUUUUUGGAGCAAAUUCGACGUGGCGGAUUGGUUGGAGUACUUGAACUUGGGCGAGCACCGCGCGAGGUUCUUGCACAACGAGAUCGACGGCUCGCACUUGCCCUCGCUCACCAAGGAGGAUUACAUCGACCUGGGCGUCACGCGCGUGGGUCAUCGUAUGAACAUCGACCGGGCCCUCAAACUCUUUUUGGAGAGGUGAUGGUCCCGCUGGGGGGUACCCGAAAAGAUAGGGGGGCACCCAUGGGUGCUACAGCACCAGUGGGUGGGGAGGAGGAAGAGGAGGUUGGGAGGGGAGGGGAAGGGGGGAGCGAG